Molecule: messenger RNA, 2402 nt
Organism: Dermatophagoides pteronyssinus (European house dust mite)
Lineage: Eukaryota; Metazoa; Arthropoda; Arachnida; Sarcoptiformes; Pyroglyphidae
Molecular function (GO): protein binding
Source: RefSeq, a predicted model, not a curated record
AUUCAUGAAUUUUGUUUCAAAUUACAAUGAAAAAAAUGUUGCCGAAUCCAACAUCGACCAAUCAAAUCGUUCAUCGACCUAAACAACAACGAAUUGUCGAUCGUUUUUCAUAUUUAUUACGUAAAUGUCCACCACCCGGAUCAUCAACCACAUCGUCUUCGUCAUCGGUAACAUUUCAUCCAUUAAUUAAUCGUGUAACAAGAAUAGGUUCUGGUAUACAGGCAAAUUUACGUAUACGUGAUCUGGAUAAUAUUGAUACAAUUCAUGCUGAAAUUCAUCAAACUAAUGAUAAUCCAUUCAAUGAUUAUGAUAAUGAUCAUCAAUAUGGACAAAAAUUUAAUAUUUUAAAAACGAUUAGCUGUCGAAAACCAACAUUUUUAAAUGAUCAGCUAUUAAAUUCGGGUGAAAAUCGAUUAUUACGACAUCAAGAUCGUUUAACAUUUGGUGGUGGUGAAAUUGAUUUUGGUUCGAAAAAUCGUCAAAUAAUAACAACAUCGAAAUCUAAACGUCAUGAUUAUAUAUUCGAAAUUCAAGAAAUUCAACAAUUAACAUCAUCAUCAUCGUUGAAAUCAUCAUCGAUACAAUCGAUAUCUUCGUCAUUAUCAUCAUUGACAAAUCGAAAUAGAAUUUCAAUCAAUAAAUCUUUGAUUAGUAAAAAACAACGGCAACAACAACAACGAAAAUAUGAAUUACGUGUUGCAACAUUACGAAAAAAUCAUUUAGUAGCAACAUCGAUCAACAAUACUAAUAACAACAACAACAACAAUAAUGAUGAUGAUAAUAAUACAAAACAUCGACAGCAACAACGAAAACAGCCAAAAACAUUAUCAUCAUUAAAUAGAAAUUCAAUGGCAACAAGUAGCAAUCAAAUAACAAAAGCUAUGAAUAUGGAUUCGAAUUCUAGUGAUAAUGUUGAUGAUAAUGAUGAUGAUGAUGAUGAUGAUAAAUGGAAACAUUAUCACGAACAAGUUCAAGAACAACAAAAUGAUGAUGAUAAUGAAGGACAAUAUUUGGAACAACAACAAGAACAAUCAUCAUUAAUGAUUGAUCCCAAAACAAUGUCGAUGAUGAAUGAACAUCGUUUUUAUACAGAAUCGAUACCAUCGAUUUCGAUUCGAAUGACAACACCAUCAUCGAUUGUAUGGACACCAAUUUCACAAUCAAAUCAUCAAACAACUGCUGCUGUUACAAAUGAAAAUAAUCAACAAAAUCGAAUCAAUAGAAGAUAUCCUAUUGAAUAUUUAGAUAUUGAAACACCAAAGAAAAAAUGUAAUAAUAAUAAUAAUAAAGUAUUACCGAUGUCAUUGUUAACAUUGAAUUUCAAUUUAACAUCAUCAUCAACAACAACAGCGACAACAAAAAUUGAUCACGAACGAAAAAAUUUAAUGACAUUAUCACAUGAUGAUAACGAUAACAAUGAUCCUGAAACAAAAUUCAAACAACAACAGCAAAUUCGAAUAAUGGAUCAAACAGGACUGUUUUUAGGUUUGGGAAAACAUAAUCCACAACAGCAACAACAACGUGAAAUUAUUAUAAAGGCACAUAAAACUGAUGAUGGUAAUUUCGAAAUUCAAAUCAAUAAUGUUGGUUUUCGUUUUCAAAUUGAACAUGUUGAAAUUGAACCACAUCCAUCGAAUGAUAAUGAUGUUGUAAUGGAAAUAGAGGAAUUAAAUCCGCAGCAACAACAAACAGGAAAAAUUGAGGAAAAUAAUCCAUUGAUCCAAGAUGAUAAUGGUAAUGAUGAUGGUAAACAAAAUGAAGAACAACAGCGAUUGUCCGAUGAGGAAGGUAAUGUUGAUACGAAUUUAGAAUCUGAAAAUUCUGAAAUCGAGCAACAACAAAAAGAAUUUGAUCGAAUAAGAUCGAAAAGUAUUGAUUUGGCCGAAAUGUUAUCGAAUGAAUUAACAUUUCAACAGGAUAAAAUCGAUAAAGUGGAUACUAAAUCUUUAUCAUCAUCGUCAAGUUCUUUAUCUAUUUCCACUGAUACUUCUUUUCAUUCAUCGAUCAUUUCCUCAUCCGAAACCACCGAUGAUAUUGUUGUUGAUGCCAAUGUUGAUGAAAAUGAGCAAUUGACGUGUCAACAACCGAAUCUAAUUCAAGUCAAAACAACAUCAACAUCAUCAAUAAAUAAUUAUGAUCGAUUGUCACAUGAUAAUCGAAAUGACGACAACAAUGAUCAUGAUAAUGUAUGUGAUCAACAACAGCAACAACAACAGGAUCAAAAAAACGGUAAUCGAUUGUUACAGUUGGAUAAACAUUUAAUUGAUGAUAAUGAUGUUGGCCACCACAAACCUCGAAAACAAUUUUCUAUUUACACUGGAUUAAUACGGCAAUUGUUUCAAUCGAAAACACCUGUAGCCGAUUAUGUCACUUAUGUUGAUCAAUUAGUUGAAUUAUUAUAA